GUAAGUGUAGUAAGUGUAGUAGCUGUAGUAUCUGUAGUAGGUGUAGUAGCUGUAGUAAGUGUAGUAAGUGUAGUAGCUGUAGUAAGUGUAGUAAGUGUAGUAUCUGUAGUAGCUGUAGUAAGUGUAGUAAGUGUAGUAGCUGUAGUAAGUGUAGUAAGUGUAGUAUCUGUAGUAAGUGUAGUAAGUGUAGUAUCUGUAGUAAGUGUAGUAAGUGUAGUAGCUGUAGUAAGUGUAGUAAGUGUAGUAGCUGUAGUAGCUGUAGUAAGUGUAGUAAGUGUAGUAGCUGUAGUAAGUGUAGUAAGUGUAGUAUCUGUAGUAAGUGUAGUAAGUGUAGUAGCUGUAGUAUCUGUAGUAGGUGUAGUAGCUGUAGUAAGUGUAGUAAGUGUAGUAGCUGUAGUAUCUGUAGUAGGUGUAGUAGCUGUAGUAAGUGUAGUAAGUGUAGUAGCUGUAGUAAGUGUAGUAAGUGUAGUAUCUGUAGUAGCUGUAGUAAGUGUAGUAAGUGUAGUAGCUGUAGUAAGUGUAGUAAGUGUAGUAAGUGUAGUAGCUGUAGUAAGUGUAGUAAGUGUAGUAUCUGUAGUAAGUGUAGUAAGUGUAGUAGCUGUAGUAAGUGUAGUAAGUGUAGUAGCUGUAGUAAGUGUAGUAAGUGUAGUAGGUGUAGUAGCUGUAGUAAGUGUAGUAUCUGUAGUAGCUGUAGUAAGUGUAGUAAGUGUAGUAUCUGUAGUAAGUGUAGUAAGUGUAGUAAGUGUAGUAGCUGUAGUAAGUGUAGUAAGUGUAGUAUCUGUAGUAAGUGUAGUAAGUGUAGUAAGUGUAGUAGCUGUAGUAAGUGUAGUAAGUGUAGUAUCUGUACUAAGUGUAGUAAGUGUAGUAGGUGUAGUAUCUGUAGUAGGUGUAGUAGGUGUAGUAAGUGUAGUAUCUGUAGUAGCUGUAGUAAGUGUAGUAAGUGUAGUAUCUGUAGUAAGUGUAGUAUCUGUAGUAAGUGUAGUAAGUGUAGUAUCUGUAGUAAGUGUAGUAAGUGUAGUAUCUGUAGUAAGUGUAGUAACUGUAGUAAGUGUAGUAGCUGUAGUAAGUGUAGUAAGUGUAGUAUCUGUAGUAAGUGUAGUAACUGUAGUAAGUGUAGUAGCUGUAGUAAGUGUAGUAAGUGUAGUAUCUGUAGUAAGUGUAGUAAGUGUAGUAAGUGUAGUAUCUGUAGUAAGUGUAGUAAGUGUAGUAGGUGUAGUAAGUGUAAUAGCUGUAGUACCUGUAGUAAGUGUCAGUGGCGAAUCCAGAUCGUGAGAUAAAGGGGGGGCACUCAUCCAGACCCCGAGAUUAGGGGAGGGGGCAGUCUUCAAAAAAAUUUUUUUCGGCCCUUCGGGCCUCAUUUUCGUCGAAAAAUAAGGGGGGCAGGCCCCUGGGCCCUUCCUACUGAAUGUAGUAGCUAUAGUAAGUAUAGUAUUUAUAGUACUACAGCUCUUACAGCUACUACACUUAUGAUUGAGACUUCCAAAAGUUGUGGAGGAAACCACAACGCUUGCUCCACCUUUUUAUACAUAGGUGAUGGAGUCUCAGCCACAAAAAAGAUUUUUAUGGACGGAAAACGCUUUGGUCAACUGUUCACUUCCGCGUGAAUCAUCUUGGCCAAAAAAGCCCAGGUAUUAAAUAGCUAGUUAACCUCGAACGCUCAGUCUUUACAGGAAAAUCUCACACAUCGGUCUUGGUCUAUAGCUCAGUCAAUACAGCAAGACCUCAGUUUGAGUUGUCCCCCUAAAGACUUCUCUCUCGGUUUAAUAUGUAGUAAGUAUCUAUUUUUUUAGUACUUUUUAUGUCAAACAAGUUACCGCUGAUUGAUAAUAUGCUGUCGCAGCUGUAAUAACAGCUGUUCGUAUGAGCAUCGCGGCCACAAGCGGAAACAUAAAGGAGCAGCGAAAGGUAAAAUCCUAGCCUUGGGAGAGAACGAGAGCCUAGAAUUUGUCAGAACCAUCCCCUAGCAUUUUUCACAACCUUCUGAUUCAGGUGACCAAAUCGAAAGAAUCUGUCAAAUACAAGCUCUUAGCUCUGGAAGUCCUCCUUAAAUUGCUAAAAAUGGACGGACCACUAGGAAAAGUGAUGGGGGUGGAGGAACCGCCCCUUCUCCGAACCUUCCCCCCUCCCCAAAAGAAAAAAACAACAAAAACAAACUGUCUUUAUAGUAUGUAAUCUGUGUUUUUAAUAGUUUGUGGCUAAAUUGGACUAAAAUUUUACACGACUCUUAUUUUUGCCGUUUUUUACACAAAACCUCUCAGUAAUGCAUUAUUUAAACACAAUUAAUUUGCAAAAAGAGGAAUAUUACAUAAUUAAACAGACUCUACAAACUGAUCCUUUGCUGAAACGGAAUUAUUUUAAAAAACUGCUAAAUAAAUCAUUUGUUACAGGAGGGGGCUUUAGCUGAAAGACAUACUCGUUAAGGCCAAAUUGUGCACAGGGCUAAUAAACGCGCAGUGGAGUCCUGCAAGCAUGUCACCUAUAUUUAAAAAAGUGAUGAUUCGGAACCUUUUAUUUACUUGUCUGAGUCCUUUUCAUUGAUACGAAUUGUUUCAAUCAGUUCAAACCUUUGCCAAAAACUAUCAAGACAUACACAAGAAAAUUUCAAGAUGACUUUAGUCAGAUGUCAACCCCUAGUCCACUGUGAAUAAAAGCACAGCUUUUAAAAUUUACAGUGAAAGUCCGAGUAACUGCCAUCGUGCUCGGGCUUGUGUCACGGCGUUUUCACAGAGCAGUCUGUUUUUAAAAACAUUUCGGCUGUUCACACAUCUAAAUUAUAAAAGUCAUAAAAUGUGAAGAAAGCAAAGGAAAUGUAAUUAACAUGAAAAAUGUCAGUACCAUUUUCCGGUCUGUACCUUUUGCUGACUAGUUCGUUAAACGUAUUUGAUGGUCUAGAUUAUAUAAACUGGUCUUUGUAAACGCCGUGACACGAAUAAGAGAUGCUCGCUCUAGGAUCUCACCCUCAUUAUUAUUAUACAAUAUAACCCUAUAUAACGAAACGCCGAUGCUUGCAAAGAACGAUUUUUAAGUCCCUUGGCACUCCCUUAGUUUCUGAGAUACUGUAACCACCUGCAGUAUCAAACUUGAAAAUAUUCGAUAUACGCGUGAAAUAAAUGGAAAAGUUGCUAAAGUUUAUUUAUGGAACGAAAUGCGACAUCUGAUAUAACAUUUUAAAGUUUUAACUAUUAUCACUCCACAUUCAGUGCAGACAUCUGACUUGCUAUCACAUACUCGAAACCUACGUACGUAGAAAUACUUCCUUCUUCCUUGUUUAGUGUGUGGGUACGUGCGUGUUUGAAAGCCUUGGCUAUGGUCAAUCGAAAGAACGCCAGCUGAAUAAAGUGCAAGUUGCAGUUGUUGUAAUACUGUUAAACAAUUGGACGAGUUUUAGAAAAGAUAUUUUCCUUUUUUUUCUUUUUGCAAUUUCUGCUACGAAGAAGAUGUUGAAAAAGACUUGGACCUUGCCACUUUAAGCACCAGAAACUAAUUGACAUUAGUAAAAUCCAACUGCGUUCUGAUUGGUUUAGCUACCACUACGCUAUAUGUUAUAGCCCACUAAAGGCGAAAAGCGCCGGCUUUGAAAACCAAAACAAUGGCGGUUUAUUCGCGUUUCGCUAGCUAAAAUUGUCUUGUCUCAAUAUUUUUGACCUAGUAGUUGGAUUUGACUUAAACAAUUAUUCCUCUCACCCUCAUGGCCCGUGAAUCAAUAGCCCAUUCGGCCUUCUGCCUAAGGGGCUAUUAACUCAGAACCCAUUCGGGCUCGGCGAGGAAUAAUUGUUAAAUAUAUAGCUGAUUCAAUAAAGGUUGCUUUGUGCAUGGCGAUUAAGUUGUUAUGAAUCCCCCUCCAGUCGUGCCUUCUUGGUGUCUUGUUCUUUCGUGACAUAGUUUCUUUUCGUUUUCCUAGACUUCCUCUCUUCUGUAUAAGAAAAACAUCGCGUGAGUGAGCUAUUCGCCCCAAAUUAGCUUUUUUAGAAUUGUUACAUUUUGUUAGUCGAAGUGGUUCGCAAAGUACAGUGAGGGGAAAACUCUUCUUAGAACCCACAGCAGAAGUUCAAUUUUAGAGCAGUGUUAGCGUGGCAAACGACAUCGAAAGUUUAACAUCAGCUGGACAUGAUUGGCAUAAAAGGACUACUUUGUAGAACUGAGUAACAGAUCUACCACAGCAACAGCGUAACAAACCGGCUGCCCUUCCCUUUUCACAUCCUUGCCCCUUCUCCUUCUCCUUCUUCUUUUUUUAAGCAUUGUCUUCCGCCUAUACCCCAAUAGAGCCUGUUCUCAGGCUACCCGAGCAACAGUGAUUCCGAACAAUAGUGGCACAUUUUAAUUUCCAGAAUUCAGAUCACUUAAAGGGUCAUCAUUGCUGACUAUAAAUUUCACACAACUCCGGUACGAAUGUUGACAUUGAAAAGCCAAAGAAGAAAUUUUAACCAUUGGUUUCCGCAAAUGAUUUGAUGUCAUAGAGGACAUAAACCCUCUAGAGCCUCUAUUUCCGAAAUAAAGUUUUAGUUCCAUUUAGCACACCAACAAACAAAACAUGUUUCAUGAAACUGGGUACAAUCAGGGCAGAAAACUUAAGGAGUCACCUUUACAUGAUAUUCCAUUCUCAUGGGGCAUAAGUUUUGCUAUGGUUAAAAUUCAUGUAACAGGUAAUAGGUUACUCUCACCUAAUUUAUCUUCCACAGUUUUGUCCAGAUGUUUGUAUUUACGUCUUACGGUUGGUCCAAAUGACACCUAUCAGAACGAAAGAAAGUGAAAAACCAAGUAAGAAGUAUGACAGGCCUCUUACUCGGUUUACUUAUAGAUGUUUCCGGUGCAUAUAAUGGUGUUGGUGGUAAAUUCUUUGCCGCUGUUACUCUCCCUAUUUAUCCUCUUCUGAAAAGUAUUGUGUGAAGUGAAUAUGUGUUUAAUUCAGUUUAUUAAGCACUGGGAACACUUACCUCUCUAUCUUCAAUCUCUCCAGAGCUUCCUUCUUGUCUUCUGUUUUCCUUCUUCUCCUCUGUUUUCCGCCCUUUCAUCUUCAUCGGGAUUCUCUCUGCUCUCUUUACCGCUUUAUUCCUGCCUUCUUUUAUCGGCCCUGUCAUCUUCCUCGGAAGCUCUUCCUUUCUACCAACAGCUGUCUUCUUCUCCUCUGUUUUCCCCCCUUUCUUCUUCUCUGGCUUUCUCUCUACUCUCAUCACAGCUUCCUCGCCGCCCUCUUUUCUCGGCCCUUUCAUCUUCCUCGAAAGCUCCUCAGUUCUUUCCACAGCUUCCUUUUUCUCUUCUGUUUUCCGCCCCUUCAUCCUCCCCGGAAGCGUCUCCACUCUCGCUAGAGUUUCCUUGAAGCCCUCCUUUCUCGUCCCUUUCAUCUUCCUCGGAAGCUUUUCAGAAAAGUGAUCCGAAAUUCGUCGCGUGUGUUGACGGGAGAAGAAGAUCUAGGUGCCCUUGUCUGAAGGCAAACCAAGGAUGCAAUAUAGCUUGUGCGUGCAAGAAUUGUGGAAACCCUAGUGGAGAGAAUAAAAAAAGUGUAAUUAGUCCCGUAAAGAGGAAAAGGAAAAGGGAAAGUGCAUCCCCUUAUAAGAGAGUUCGCAGCGCUGAUUAUCUAACAUCCGUUAAUGUUGAGCCCAAUCAGAAGUUGUGGACUGUCUAUGAGCAAUGCCUUCUCAUGACAGUUGCAUCAUUUUUGGCAUCUACAUUGGUCUCUCCGUCACUUGAUAACGUCGUACAUCUAUUCAACCACAUUGCAAAUUCCAGUAUCUGUAAAGAAUCAAAGUUUCCAAUCAGAGCAAAGAAUAAUCUACAGAUUGCCGGGAAACUACGACAACUGGAAAAAAAGAAGAACGUACUCAAAUAACAGAUUAGCAAACAAUAGAUUUUUAAACGUUGUGUUAAAGACCCGAGGAAAAAAACUAAACAAACGUUCUUUCACAAAGCAUUGGGCUAUAAAAUUACUUAGCAUACGAGUAUCUAACUCUUCAGUUUUCUGCAAAGAAGGGAAGUUAUGCGCAUUAAAUUACGUUUUGUUGAUUCAGUUAAUUGUUGAGUGUUUUGAAACUUGGAAACGAUUGUAUAGAAAAUCAAAAAGAAUUCAUCUUAUUAUUGAUGCCAUCAGGUGUUCUUGAUAUUGUUGACGUUUUCCUGGAAAUAGUUAUGGAAAUAUAAUUUCUUACUUACACGUGCACGUGUUAGAGUCAAUAUUUCAUUUCUAUACAACUUCACACCGAAGAACAUAGAAUAAACUGAAUAAAUAUAACUUGUGAUCAUCCAUGGAAAGCAGCUUGUUAUUUUCCUUUAUAUACGUUCUUAUUCGUUUAGUUCUCCACGGCUUAGCCAAUACUUCUCUUGGCGUUUAGAGACCGGUUUUAAGGAGGCAUGUUUAUUGAUUAUUUUUUUUCCUCUAUUGUAAAACAAGGCAAACAAAUUGUCAGUGUGUAGUGUAGUAGGUGUAAAAGCUGUACUACUGCACAUACUAAACUUACUACAGCUACUACACUAAGUGGCGGAUCCAGGGAAGGGACCCGGGGGCCUGCCCUCCCUUAUUUUUCGACCAAAAUGAGUGCCAAAGGGCCGAAAAAAAAUUUUUCGGAGACUGCUCCCCCUAACCUCAGGGUCUAGAUGACCGCCCCCCCAUAUCUGAAGGUCUAGAUUCGCCACUGACACUUACUACACUUAAUACAGCUACUACAGAUACUACACUUACUACAGCUACUACACUUACUACACUUACUACAGAUACUACACUUACUACAGCUACUACAGAUACUACACUUACUACAGCUACUACACUUACUACACUUACUACAGAUACUACACUUACUACACUUACUACAGCUACUACAGUUACUACACUUACUACAGCUACUACACUUACUACACUUACUACAGAUACUACACUUACUACACUUACUACAGCUACUACACUUACUACACUUACUACAGAUACUACACUUACUACACUUACUACAGCUACUACACUUACUACAGCUACUACACUUACUACACUUACUACAGCUACUACACUUACUACACUUACUACACCUACUACAGAUACUACACUUAAAACACUUACUACACCUACUACAGAUACUACAGCUACUACACUUACUACAGAUACUACACUUACUACACUUACUACACUUACUACAGAUACUACACUUACUACACUUACUACAGCUACUACACUUACUACAUUUACUACACUUACUACACGUACGACAGCUACUACACUUACUACAGCUACUACAGCUACUACACCUACUACACUUACUACACUUACUACAGAUACUACACUUACUACAGCUACUACAGCUACUACACCUACUACACUUACUACAGCUACUACACUUACUACAGAUACUACAGCUACUACACUUACUACACUUACUACUACAGAUACUACACUUACUACACCACUUACUACAGAUACUACACUUACUACACUUACUACAGAUACUACACUUACUACACCUUACUACAGAUACUCACCUCUACUACAUCUCACAGCUUACAUGUACAGAUACUACACCCCAUGUACAGAUACUACAGCUACUACACCUCAAUUUACUACAGCUACUAACUUACUACACUUACUACAGAUACUACACUACUACAUUGGGCCACAGCUACAGAUAAUACACCUCUACUACAGCUACACAGCCACCAAGGUAUACUACACCCUACUAAAGCUACUACAGCUGCUACACUUACUACAAUUUUACUACAGCUACUACACUACUACUACACUUACUACAGAUACUACACUUACUACAUUACUACAGCUACUACACUUACUACACUUACUACAGCUACUACACUUACUACAGAUACUACACUUACUACAUUACUACAGCUACUACAGAUACUACACUUACUACAGCCACAACAGCUACUACAGACCACUGCUGCACUUACUACAGCCACUACAGAUACCACACACUACUACACCCUUACUACAGCUACUACACUUACUACACUUACUACAGAUACUACACUCACUACACUUACUACACUUACUACAGAUACUACACUUACUACAGCUACUACAGCUACUACACUUACUACAGAUACUACACUUACUACACUUACUACAGCUACUACAGAUACUACACUUACUACACUUACUACAGAUACUACACUUACUACACUUACUACAGCUACUACAGAUACUACACUUACUACAGCUACUACACUUACUACACUUACUACAGAUACUACACUUACUACAGCUACUACAGAUACUACACUUACUACAGAUACUACAGCUACUACACUUACUACACUUACUACAGCUACUACACUUACUACACUUACUACAGCUACUACACUUACUACAGUUACUACAGCUACUACACUUACUACACUUACUACAGCUACUACAUCUACUACAGAUACUACAGCUACUACACUUACUACACUUACUACAGAUACUACACUUACUACACUUACUACACAUACUACACUUACUACACUUACUACAGAUACUACACUUACUACAGCUACUACAUGUACAGAUACUACACUUACUACAGCUACUACAGCUACUACACUUACUACACUUACUACAGCUACUACACUUACUACACUUACUACAGAUACUACACUUACUACAUUACUACAGCUACUACAGAUACUACACUUACUACAGCUACUACAGCUACUACAGAUACUACACUUACUAAAGCUACUACAGCUACUACACUUACUACACUUACUACAGCUACUACACUUACUACACUUACUACAGAUACUACACUUACUACAUUACUACAGCUACUACAGAUACUACACUUACUACAGCUACUACAGCUACUACACUUACUGCACUUACUACAGCUACUACAGAUACUACACUUACUACACUUACUACAGCUACUACACUUACUACACUUACUACAGAUACUACACUCACUACACUUACUACAGCUACUACAGCUACUACACUUACUACAGAUACUACACUUACUACACUUACUACAGCUACUACAGAUACUACACUUACUACACUGA
Molecule: messenger RNA, 8979 nt
Organism: Porites lobata
Lineage: Eukaryota; Metazoa; Cnidaria; Anthozoa; Scleractinia; Poritidae
Source: the annotation of a GenBank genome assembly